Molecule: messenger RNA, 1111 nt
Organism: Ylistrum balloti
Lineage: Eukaryota; Metazoa; Mollusca; Bivalvia; Pectinida; Pectinidae
Exons: 5
Coding region: 90-794 (234 amino acids)
Source: RefSeq, a predicted model, not a curated record
GUAGAUAAAUUACAACCAUACUUGUAGGUCUAAAACAUCACAUACUCAAAGUGAACAUUAACCUAUAUCAGAGUUAUUUAUAAUCAGACAUGGGAUUCACAACCAGUUUUGUGGUAUUUGCUGUAACCUGCCUAUACACUGGUACCACAGGAUACUCCCAGCAGUCACUGUCAGAGUUAGGGUUCCGUCGUCAAAGUGUCGGCCAAAUAUGCAACUCUUUUCGACAAUUAAAACAAAUGCUACAGAGAGUAAUCCUUCCCCAAGUUGACAUCUUUGUUGCUAGACUUUUCGAACAAAGCCCAAUAACAAGGGAAAUUCUACACACUGAAUCUCAGGAGGUCUGCAGAAAUGUUGCUGUUGCUGCUUCAACUCUGACACAAAACAUCCCAGCUACAACAUGUUUCAACAAUUUAGAAAUGAUGGACUCGCUGAACGUGUACGGUGGUUUAUGUACAAGGGAUGGGAAUAUGACAGCCUUCUUUACCAACUUAACAUCCAACUUAGAGCCAGUGGUGAUGUCGUCCUGGACAGGGGCUUGUAUGGAGAAUCUGAUCGACAUAAUCCUCACGUGUCCAUUUCUCGUAGUAAGCAGGGACAAGGAUUUGGAGGAAGGAUCAGAAAUGUACAGAAGGCUGAUGCAAGUCAGUAUCCAGUGUGUCUUCCAAGGUAUAGAUGCCAAUGAUAUGUCUAUGUGUGGGGAUCAACAAAGCCUGAAAAAAGUCUUCCUUGUCAUUGAACUUCUUCUGGACUUAGCACCUGGUGUUGACUUUACUAUGACUGAUUUUGGACUUUGAAUGAUUACGUAAUGUCUGUUAAAAACACAACAUCACUCUGGAGCAUGUUCAUAUUAUUUAGUUUUGUGGUGAAGAUGGACUUGGCAAAUUAUUUCAAUUUUUGAACAUAAUGAUUUUUGUUUUGUUUCUUGUUUACAUACGAAUAAGGGAAACAAAACUUCCAGGGCUGUUAUAGAGUAUUUCCUAAGGCUACCAUGUAAGCCUGCACAAUUACAUUUUCAUUAUCUCAACAAGGGUGAAAUAUCUAUAACUGUAAAAAAAAAUUAAUGAAACUGUUUUUUAUGUAUGUCUUAAAACCUUAAUAAACUUUACUAUUU